Plasmopara halstedii is the source of this 1262-nucleotide messenger RNA. RefSeq lists its product as uncharacterized. The transcript has a single exon. The record is from RefSeq and is a predicted model, not a curated record. Lineage: Eukaryota; Oomycota; Peronosporomycetes; Peronosporales; Peronosporaceae. Bases 94 to 411 code for a protein of 105 amino acids.
GCGACAAUUCACUAGGGUGUAUGCCAUAUACUGGCGCACUCCUCUCUGUAUCCCCACACUCAACCUUCCUGACUUCGCGACGUGCAAUAUGCGAUGUGUAAGAAACUGUCGCGACUUAGCCUUCCACUCUGGGCAGGUCUUGAAAAAUUUCAUAAAGUUCUAAUUUCAAAAUUUGAGUCUCAAUUCAAUUUUCCUGUAGAUACCGCAAUACUGGCACAUCGUGGCGUUAACAGGAAGAAAGAGCGAGUCCGACGCGCGAUUUCCACUUGCUUCCGCGGGUGCGUCAAGCACAUCAGAUCCACUCUCUCGAAAACUGACGAUAAAAGAAAAUUUUAUCUGCAUGUCAAGCAGGUAACUAGAGUACGCUGUGUGUAUAAUCUUAGGUCUUUCACUGUUGGUACUGCAAGAUAGCCAGACAAGAAAUUCCGAUGUUUUGCUCUGCUGCGCAUAGUCGAGACAUACGCUUCUCACUUAAUUCGCCAACAUCGAGUCUACACAGCUCAGCUUCGCUAGUAUCCUGAUUGCAACUUCGCAUAGCAGCAACCGCUUACGUGUGUUGGCCUACGUCGUUUCAAUCUCCACGAAAAACACGUUCUAUUAUACUUACCGAUAUGAUCUGCAAGUAUUUGAUUCACUUGAACGGCUCUAUGCUGUCAAUUGUAGCUCCAAGUUAAGUGCUGGUAAUGAUGCCAAAUGGCGGCACGCACAAACUGGCUUUAUUACUUCCAAAUUAGUGUUUAUCGUCACGGAUGAGGACAUCUGCACAAAUGGAAAGCCUCAUGAUUGCACACAUCUCUUUGUAAACUUUACCUGUUCGUGAAGAACAGCAGAGCCGUAAAGUAUUAAGACACUUGGCUUCAUUGCUGAGCCCAGGAGCAAAUGGAGCUUCUUACAAAUUGUUUGGACUCCAAACUUCAGGCCAGUUCGGGGGCGUAACCGGUGCAGCUUCGAUACAAAUUUGAAGACAGUUGCGAGAAGCCGGGAAUCGAGAACGUCAUCUACAUACGUAGCGGGCAGCCGUAGCCAGCAAUUACAAGACUUGGGUUUCGUUUAACAGACCGAAAGGCCGGAGAGCUCUAGGUCGUAAGUUUUCUACGUGUCGCCGGUUCUAAGUUCGUGCACUUCACAGGUUGGUACUUGCACUCGACUACACAUUGUAUUGACUAAACUGCAAUAGUCGUUCCUUCUAUCAAGCAGCUAACAGCUCACAACUGUUUCUCUUGCAGUAUUUAAAGAUUUUCCUGAGGCCCUAGUGUUCGUGA